Messenger RNA from Colletotrichum destructivum, 591 nucleotides. RefSeq lists its product as uncharacterized. Bases 1 to 591 code for a protein of 196 amino acids. Lineage: Eukaryota; Fungi; Ascomycota; Sordariomycetes; Glomerellales; Glomerellaceae. The transcript is spliced from 3 exons. The record is from RefSeq and is a predicted model, not a curated record.
AUGUCAACCGCCCGGGACGAGGCAAAGGCCAAGGCUCUGACGGGUGGAUGGGCAAGUGGGCAGGUGUGUCGAAUGUCCGGGAAGAGAAGGUCGCGCCACCCAUCAUCACCCGCCCGCCGUCACCGCCCAAGUAUCAGUAUCAGUAUCACCCCCUCCCGUCCGAAUGGGAACCGGGGCAUGAGAAACAACCUACAGUACCACUCUAAAGAGCAGCUUUGCUGCAAUCAACUCGCCGAUUGCCCAAAUUGUGCAGCCGUCCCCGGAUCCCUGGUCGCGGCCCCCGGUGUCACAUAUGACCAAGAGAACGGCCCAGAGCCUCAAUCCUCCCGUCUCUCCCUCUCCCUCUCCCUCUUUCUCCCCCUUCUUCAUUCUCUCAUUCGUCUCGAGAAUGUAAUCUUCCAAGCGUAUGCUGGCCGAGGGGAGGAUUCGACAGGAACCCUUCCGGCUUGGCAGCCCAUCCAGAGGCCAACCGCAUGCAGCCGGUCCGAAGAAGAUGAUGGUGGGCCGAAGGGGGGGAUGGGGGAUGGGCGUCGGGCUGUUCCCGGAGAAGGAGGAUAUGGUACCAGGAGUGCCUCGUCCACGCCGAUCUGA